AUGGACCAUCCGCACCGGCACCGCUACUAUUCGCACGACAGCGACAUGCACACGCUCUACGACGAUCCACCACCGGCAUACACGCCGCUAGCAGCAUCGCACACCUCGUACACAAACCUGCGCAGCACGUCCUCGCCCAGCCAAAGCCAUUUCCGCACCUACAACGGCAGCGCCAACACCUUUACCAAACCCCACCCUAGCAUCGACGCGCACUGCUGGGAGUCCGCUCGCUCAAACUUCAUACCAAAGACUAGCUCCAGCUCCAGCUCCAGCUCCAGCUCAAAGCCCCACCCAACGACAACCACACGACCAAGCACAAGCCCAAGCCCCAGCUCAAACACAUACACAACCCCAGCCCCAAAAUCGCGACACGCAAGCUCCUCCUCCAGGCGGCGGCGACGCGCCAGCACCAGCGCCAGCGACAGAGACAGCGACAGCGACAGAGCCAGUGACAGGGCCAGAGCCAGAGCCGAACACAACGCGACCUGCCCCUUCUGCCGCGACGCGAGCUUCAGGGCCCGCACCCGCUUCGUCACGCAGUCCGUCGUGCUGCCCUUUGUCUGUGAUUUUGCUUCGAGGCUGUUUGCGCUUACGGCGUUUUUGGGUUGA
Aplosporella prunicola CBS 121167 is the source of this 609-nucleotide messenger RNA. RefSeq lists its product as uncharacterized. Bases 1 to 609 code for a protein of 202 amino acids. The record is from RefSeq and is a predicted model, not a curated record. The transcript has a single exon. Lineage: Eukaryota; Fungi; Ascomycota; Dothideomycetes; Botryosphaeriales; Aplosporellaceae.